Messenger RNA from Solanum pennellii, 1110 nucleotides. RefSeq names its product ethylene-responsive transcription factor ERF038-like. The transcript has a single exon. The coding region runs from base 132 to 875 and encodes 247 amino acids. The record is from RefSeq and is a predicted model, not a curated record. Gene Ontology annotation, biological process: regulation of DNA-templated transcription. Lineage: Eukaryota; Viridiplantae; Streptophyta; Magnoliopsida; Solanales; Solanaceae. Gene Ontology annotation, molecular function: DNA-binding transcription factor activity; DNA binding.
CAAAGCAAAACAAAACAUAUCAAAAUUUCUAUUUUAAUAUAUUUUCCUUUCUACUUUCUUUACUUGCUACAACAAUACUUCACAAGAAAGACAAUAAGCUAUAACCACUUUAGCUAAAAAAGAAAAAAGUUAUGAAAAGUCAAAAAGAAAUAAUCAACCUCGAAAAUCAUCAUGAUUUCAUCUCUAAUGGCUUGAGUUUUCCUUCAAACAUCGCGAUAUCACCAUCAUCUUCUUCUUCUUUUUCCUCGAGCAAUGCAUUAGUUUCAAAAAAAUACCAGAGCUCGAAGAAAAUUGAAGAAGAAAAAAAGAAAAAAAAGAUAAAUAAUGAUGACGAGAAUAAGCACCCAACCUAUAGAGGGGUACGUAAGAGGAGUUGGGGCAAAUGGGUGUCUGAAAUUCGAGAACCAAAAAAGAAAUCAAGAAUAUGGUUAGGUACUUACCCAACAGCUCAAAUGGCAGCGCGAGCUCAUGACGUUGCAGCUUUAGCCAUCAAAGGAUGUUCGGCUCACCUUAAUUUUCCUCAUUUGGUUGGUCAAUACCCACAUCCGGCUUCCACUUGUCACAAGGAUAUCCAAGCAGCAGCCGCAAAGGCUUCUGCCAUCCCAUUUCCCGAGGAAGAAGAAGAUCAAAUCGAGUCGGAUCAAGUUGAAUUACGAAAUUGCCAUCCAUCAACAAAUUUAUUCUUGGAAAAUGCCAAAGAAUCACUAAAUUCUCCAUCAAGAGAGGAUGAUGACACAUUUUUUGACUUGCCUGAUCUUUCCAUUGAUGUGGUGGAUCAAACUAAUAGUUAUUGGUGCACAAUGUCCACGUGGCAGCAGCUAAUUGGAGCUGACACUACGGUAUACCGGCUCGAUGAGCCAUUCCUGUGGGAGUAGUUAUGAUGCAUCGAGUGUUUAUAUCAAUCAGAAAUUCGAUUCUAAUUGUUAUAAAUAUUAGUAAUAAUAUGUGUGUACGUAGGAGACGUACAUCUUGGAUUCAUUGAAUUGAUGUAAUUAGUGUGAAGUAAGUAUUUUAUUUUUAUUUUUUAUUUUUUGAUUAUUUUUACCUAAUGUCUGAUAAACAGGGAACUUCUUUUAUAGUGAAAAUAAAAAUGUUACUAUAAGGUCUAAA